This is a messenger RNA of Cloeon dipterum, 4605 nucleotides long. Its product is annotated as terminal uridylyltransferase 4-like. The record is from RefSeq and is a predicted model, not a curated record. The transcript has 19 exons. Bases 206 to 3802 code for a protein of 1198 amino acids. Gene Ontology annotation, molecular function: zinc ion binding; nucleic acid binding; RNA uridylyltransferase activity. Lineage: Eukaryota; Metazoa; Arthropoda; Insecta; Ephemeroptera; Baetidae.
UUUUAUCGUGCCCGAUUAUCGAUAAUUCGGGCCCACUCGCAGCGCUCUAGCUCCUCAAUCUAAACAUGGCCGUCCACCUGGCUAUUUGGUAAACAACCAAAUCUUGAGGAAAAUUGGCCUUCUCUUGCUAGCGGCUGAGAAAUGCCGUAGAGAAUGUAGGCCGUGACCGCACAUUUCAAACGUGAGACUUUAAACCGCAGAGACCAUGAAUGGCAAAGCGCCCAGCGAAGAAGCGAGGAGCCGCCGGCCUCCGGGGCGUCCCGGGGAGCCGACGAGUAUCGCCCGACGCCAGAAUCACCCUCAACCCGCUCAGAAAAAGGCCCCGGUCGACAGUGGCGGCGGCAAACAAGCCGCCCAUGCGGACGACCAGCUAAUAGUCCGCAAGAAUCCUGGGCUGCUGCACCAGCCCAAAUGCGUGGAAUCGCAGCCACUGCAGCCGCCCAAGCUGGACGUGCCCAAGCAAAUAUGGCUCGAAUCCAACUUCCUCGUGACCCUGAUAAAACGGGCCUCUCAGCAUCCACACGCACAAUUUUACUGCAGGCUUUGCAAUUACUACUGCAUGUCUUUCAACCACUGCGAACAGCACGCCCAAGAGCAAAAGCACAGUAACAAUAUGAAGGCUGAAGCGAAGUUGACGACAAUCGCACAUCUGCCCAUCCCGGUGGAGAGCCACUUCGAAGCUCUGACAGCUCUUUUGAGUGAGACUUACCAUAAGGAGGGGCUUACCGAGGCUGACAUACAGAACAGGUCCAUUUUCGCCUCUCAAAUCAACAAUUUGAUAUCUGAGAAUUUACCUGGUUGUGGAGUGCAGAUGUACGGAUCUUCCUUGACUGGAAUUGCACUGAAAAAGGCUGACUUAAAUUUGGACUUUAUUGUGGCCAAGGAAUUGUUGGCACCUGAUAUGCUGCAGCAAGCUCUCCAAGUCCUGAGUGCCUCUGACCUGACAAAGGAAGUGGAAUCUGACUUCAACAAUGAUAUUCCCUCAAUUCUAUUCAAGAACAAGUCCGGAAGCCUCAACUGUGUGCUCAGCUUAAACCACCACGACGCUACCAACACUUGCAAAUUGGUGGCAAUGUACACUAAAAUUGAUCCAAGGGUCAAACCACUUGGCAGUUGUUUCCGGCUUUGGACUAAGCUGUGUAAAAUAGACGACACCCAAAUGGCCAUGCUGCCUUCGUAUUCGUAUUCUCUGCUCCUGGUCUACUUCCUGCAGCAAUUGCAGUCGCCGGUCUUGCCUGUAAUCAAGGACAUUCAAGACGGCAUUCCAGAUUGGAAGUCCAAAAAUGACAUGUCACUUGGAGAGCUGUGGUAUAGAAUGUUCAAGUUCUACGCCAUUGAGUUCCCAGAAACGAAAAACUGUGUCUGCAUUAGAGCUAAAGAACUAGUGACCAAAAGUGACAAGCACUGGAACUCAAGAAAGAUUGCUAUUGAAGAUCCCUAUCUUUCGAAGCGCAACGUGUCGCGAUACUUGGUGUCGACGACGUACGACUACAUCAUGACGUGCUUCCUGGACGCGUACCAGUACUUCGCAGUUCCACAAACUGACGUCGGGCCUCUGUUGGGUACCAUAAAGUUGCCCUUGGAAAGGUUCAUGCAUAUUCCUGAAAUGCAACUGAACAUGGUGCGCGCAGAGCAAGGUGCCAUCGACAUGAUGGACAGGGACGUGAAACACUUCUACGCGUCAAACGAGAGCAAGAAAGUGUAUUCAGUGGAGGAAUUGGAAAAAGGAUUGGACAAAAUGGGCAUCAAGGAAGAGCUGAGGUACGGAUUCUACGCCUCAAAAAUUGUCUCGCCCAGGGUGGCCCAGGCGAUGUGCCUCAGGCUGAGAAAGGAGGUCUACAGGUUCAGCUUCGACCCCAAAAGAUUUGCUCAGGAUGUACCGGUGGUGUGCAACAUCUGCCUCAUGGAAGGGCACACACGCAACGACUGCCCGGACACCUUCCUUCCCCCCCUGCAAGACCUGCCCCCGAUGUCUACCAAGUUCCUACGUGAAUUAGACACUAUUUGCAAGCAGGAAAUGCUAAAUUGGCUGCCGUCUGAUGAAGAAGUAAUGGAGAGACAGUCAUUCGUCAAAAGUCUGCAGGAGCAUCUGAAACAGAAGUUUCCCUUCGUCCAGCUUGAGUUGUUUGGCUCAUCGUGCAACGGUUUUGGCUUCAAGCAGUCUGACCUGGACAUCAACCUUACUUUCACCAAUAAUGCCACUGGAGAAGGCAACACUGAUAUUGGAUUCUUUGAUGAACUGAGCAACGAGCUGAAGACUUACGAACACAUCCAGAAUAUGCUAACCAUAACUACUGCCAAAGUCCCGAUCAUCAAGUUCACUUACCCUCGCAUCAGGGUCGAGUGUGAUAUUAGUUUGUACAACUCUUUGGCUGAGCGCAACACCAAAAUGUUGCAACUCUACACACAAAUCGAUCCAAGGGUUAAGAUCUUGGGCUACACUCUGAAACGCUUUGCAAAGUUGUGUGAUAUUUGUGACGCCUCAAGAGGCAGCUUGUCUUCAUACGCCUACAUUCUUAUGGCCAUCUACUUCCUGCAGCAGUGUGAGCCUCCCGUCAUUCCAGUUUUGCAAGAGCUUUACAAAGGCGACACUGCACCCGAGGUACUGAUUGAUGGAUGGAAUACCUGGUUCUUUGACGAUUUGGACAGUUUGCAUGAAGUGUGGCCUGCUUACGGACAGAACACAACUUCCGUUGGUGAGCUUUGGUACGAGCUGCUCAAAUUUUACACUGAAGAGUUUGACUACAACGAGCAUGUCAUCUCCAUCCGACAGAAGAAAAAGCUGCUGCGCUUCAGGAAGCUGUGGACUAACAAGUGCAUCGCUAUCGAAGACCCUUUUGACUUGAGUCACAACCUUGGCUCAGGUCUCUCAAGGAAAAUGAACAACUUCAUCAUCAAGGCGUUUCGCAAGGGCAGGAUGCACUUUGGAACACCUGUGACCAAGCAGGAUAUCUACACCGCUUAUAGAAGUGUUGGGGACUAUUUGUUCGACCCUCGUUACCUGACGGAAGGCCAGGUGCCCAACGACCGCGGCUGCCGCAUCUGCAAGAAAAUAGGCCAUCUGGCGCGCAACUGCCCCAGGCAACCGCCAGCGCCACAGCCGAGGUCCAAGAGCCACAAGUCCAACAAGCAGCAACAGCAGCCUAGGAGGGAGGUCACGGAAAACAGGAACAUUCCUGAGAGAACCAAUUUCCAAGCCCCAAGGCGGGAGAACACUGAGAGCCAAAGCACUCCGGACCGAAGCCACGCGCUCAGAGCGCCGGCCGGACAGCGGAUGGGUCCGCCUCCGCUGAUGCAGCCGUUUGGAAAAACUGGAAACACAGUGGUGCAGCCAUUCCAGCAAGUGAAUGGAGGUUUGGGCACGCCGUCCCCGCCGUUGCCCCCGAGCCCGACAAAGGGGCUGCCGGGCCCGUCAAACGCCAACUCGUCGCCGGCAUUUGACAACUUCAUGCGGCUGAUGCAGCAGCGAGGCGCCCCCUCAUUGAUGCAGGUGCCGCCUGGCUUCGCGCCCCAGCGGCCCCCACAACCCCCGCAGCCCCACUUCUUCCACCCGCAAGCCGGCCAAAUGGGCAGCGGAGGCGGCGGCGGCGGUGGACCACCCGCCAACCAACACGCCUUCCCUAAUGGGAUGCCACCAAACCCGUUUCCGCCGCAGUUCUUCUCUGGUGCCCCUGUUGCCCAUCAAAUGAAUUGGCACCCGUCAGCGGGCAUGCAAGGCGGGCAACAGCCGAACAAUGUCAUGUUCCCGCACGGUCCGCCCAGAGUCAUGGGGCCACCGCAGGCGAUGCCGCCCCAGCAGUAGGGUUGAGUUCCCUUCUGACAAAGUUGUCCAUUUCAACAAAGGCUUCUAGAUUCUUGACCCAGAUAAUCAACGUGUUUCAUCCAUCUGCGAUGUGGCGCAAAAUCUGUUGCUGGUGGCCGCCCGCCACUUUUUAACCGUUAUCAAACACCGCUUCAAUCUGUUGCUACUUUAUCUGCCGAAGGAAAGACCUCUCGAUUUUUAACUUGAUAAUUUUACACCCUAGGAUUACGCCAUUGACACAUUUUUGUGCCUUUCGAGUAGUCACGGGUCGUAGAAAAAACACCGCGGCACUUGCGAGUUAGAGCGGCUUGUGCAGAAUCAAAACAUUACGGCUCGGCAGCUGACUUUAUUUUAAUUUUCAACCUUUUUAAUUCCCCAACUAUCGGUUCCUAUUAGUACUUUUGACAUUUUUCCGUAGACUGUUGUUUUAGCAAAAGAGAAUUCAAUAACAUUUACAUGUACCUGCUGAUCACCAAGCAUGAUGUGUGCUUCUCGAACCAGAUGCCUCUUGCACAGAGGCAGCCAAUAAUAGGAAUGAAUUUCUGUCAGAAAAAAAAUUGUUUUGAAUAAAAUACCAUCUUGUAAUUGCGUACAAUGCGUAUCUAAACAUGUUAAGAGAAAAUUGUAACUUUGCCAUCUGAUCUCUCGCAAUGAAUAUAUUUUUUAAGGAAUCUACGUAUGAAAAUGAGAUGACAAGUCAGAAAAAAUAAAAACUUUAAUUGAUGCAUUUAAGAAAAUAAAUAAGUUUUAACUGACUGGUUUCAAUUUUUCAGAAAAUAAAUAAAUGUAGUAAACAAGGAAAA